AUGACAGAGAUAUUCAAUAUAGAUGGAAGUGUUUUAGAAGGGGGAGGACAAAUUCUCCGUAAUUCAAUAUCACUAAGUGCCAUUCUAGGAAUACCAGUCAAAGUUUCAAAUAUUCGUGUACGCCGAAGCAAACCCGGUUUAGCGGCCCAGCAUUUAAAAGGAAUCCAAUUAGUGGCUCAAAUGUGUCAAGGUCGACUGAGAGGGGCUAACAUAGGCUCCACAGAAAUAGAAUUUGUACCUGGAAGGAUUAGAGGUGGCCACUAUGUAGCUGAUACACAAACUGCAGGGUCCAUAAGCUUGCUUUUGCAAGUGGCCCUUCCAUGCGCCUUGUUAGCAGACUCACCAGUAACCCUAGAUCUCAAGGGAGGUACAAAUGCAGAUAUGGCUCCACAGAUAGACUAUAUGGAUAAGAUCUUUAGAAAGAUCCUAAACCAAUUUGGUGCUGAUUUCUCAAUGCAAAUCAUAAGACGAGGGUAUUUUCCUCGAGGCGGAGGCCACGUACGCGUGGAGGUAAAUCCAGUGACAUUGUUUAAAGGUAUCAAUAUUUUGGACAGAGGUGUCCUAAAAGCUAUUACCGGUUGGAGUUUUGUGGCUGGGACAUUACCUGUCAAGUUGUCGUAUCAAAUGAGUGAUGGUGCAAGACAGGCUCUGUCUGGAUACACAACAAACAUUCAUUGCUAUAAGGAGGAAAGGCAAAUGGCUCCAGACAAUUGCACUGGAAUUAUCCUAUCAUGCGAGUUCUCAAAGGAUUGCGUAGUGGGUGCAGACGCGCUGGGCAAACGCGGGUUGGAUUCCGUAGAUGUCGGCCGAAAGGCCGGAGAAGAGCUGAGGAAAGUUCUGGAGUCUUCCUCCUGUGUUGAUCUACAUGCACAGGACCAAGUAAUAUUAUACAUGUGUUUGGCGGAGGGGAAGUCAACGUUAAGGAUUGGUGAAGUCACAUUACAUACAGAGACAGCUAUGCAUAUAGCUCAACUUAUUACUAAGACAAAAUUCACAAUAAACCAAGAAGGUGAUAGCAAUGUCAUUGAAUGUUCUGGAAUAGGAUUCGUCAAUAAGAAGAUACCGGAGUGA
Molecule: messenger RNA, 1071 nt
Organism: Leptosia nina
Lineage: Eukaryota; Metazoa; Arthropoda; Insecta; Lepidoptera; Pieridae
Source: the annotation of a GenBank genome assembly